CUCCAUAAAAAAAAAAAAAUCUAUGUAAUCAUUUUCUAAAAACCUUCCCAAAUCUUCACCGGAGUAAAGUCAUAUAGCAAAACAGAAAAAGAAAUAUGAAACGCAAAUAACACAAAAGUGUUUUUGCAAGCUGCUAGUAUAUUUACUACUGUUUGGUCUUCUUCUAAAAGUCUCAACCCCCUUUUUAUUGCCGGGUCCGUUGCACCGUUCAAAGACUUCUCUCUCCCACCCCUCAUCUCUCUCUCUCUCUUGAUUUAUGGCCAAAGCCAGUGGACUCUCCAUUGAUUUAGAUCCCAUUUCCUUAUUUCUUCACAAGCCUACUGUCCUCAAUUCUUUCCCUGAAGACACUAAAGACAACAACAGCAACAACGUUAUCAACAAUCCCAAGUACUGCAGCAACAUCUUGUUCCCUACUGCCUCUCCUAUGGAUGCUACAAAAGCAAAUAGAUCUCCUCCAUCCACCAUUCAGUUCCCUGUUAACCUCAACUGUUCCCAUGAUCAGCACCCUUCUUUAUCUGAUGAUAAGUGGAGGGUCGUUAGUGAGGUGGAUUUUUUCGCUGAAAAGAACAAUAAAUUUGUUGAUGAUGUUGUUGAUGCCAAUCCCAUCCACACCUUGGAUGUCGACAUCAAAGUCUCCAACGAUCGAACUGCCCUUGAGCUUAACGUCAACACUGGUCUAAAUCUGUUAACGACAAAUACUAGUAGCGAUCAAUCCACAGUGGAUGAUGGGAUAUCUUCCAACGUGGAAGAUAAAAGAGCUGAAAAUGAGCUAGCUGUUUUACAAACUGAGCUGGAACGAAUUAGCGCUGAGAAUCAACGGUUAAGGGAGAUGUUGAGCCAGGUAACUAGCAAUUACAACACAGUGCAGAUGCAUCUGGUCACCCUGAUGCAGCAACAGCAUGAUGAAAAAGCUGAAAAGGCUGAGGAAAAGGUUCAGAUGACGGAGGAAAAACUAGAACAAAAGAAACCAAAUGGAGGACUAAUACUGCCAAGACAGUUUAUGGAUCUUGGUCUUGCUGCUGCUGCUGCAGCUGAUACUGAUGAACCUUCGUUGUCUUCGUCGGAAGGGAGGAGUCACGACCGUUCGGGAUCACCUAAUAAUAACACUGAGGUAGCUUCCAAGGAAUUUGGAUUGAGGAAGCGUGGGAAUAGUGAAGAAGAUCGAGGAAACGGAAGAGAGGAUAGCCCGGAUCAAGGAUCCCAAGGUUGGGGUUCUAAUAAGGCUCCAAGAUUUAAUUCUUCAAAAAAUGUUGAUCAAACUGAGGCUACGAUGAGGAAGGCACGAGUUUCUGUUCGAGCUAGAUCAGAGCUGCCUAUGAUCACAGAUGGAUGCCAAUGGAGAAAGUAUGGACAGAAAAUGGCAAAGGGAAAUCCGUGUCCUCGAGCAUAUUACCGAUGUACCAUGGCUGCUGGUUGCCCAGUUAGAAAACAGGUACAAAGAUGUGCAGAAGAUCGAACAAUCCUCAUCACCACAUAUGAAGGCAAUCACAACCACCCUUUGCCUCCAGCUGCAAUGGCAAUGGCAUCAACGACAUCAUCGGCAGCACGGAUGCUGCUAUCAGGAUCUAUGUCCAGUGCUGAUGGACUAAUGAGUUCGAAUUUCCUCACAAGAACUCUCCUGCCAUGCUCCUCUAGCAUGGCUACUAUAUCAGCUUCUGCCCCAUUCCCCACUGUUACCUUGGACCUAACACAGACUCCAAACCCUGUACAGUCCUCAAGGCCACCAGGCCAACUCCAGGUCCCAUUUCCAAACCCACCACACAAUCUUCCCAACUCCGCAGCUGCAUUGCUGCCUCAAAAUUUUGGUCAGGCACUUUACAACCAAUCCAAAUUCUCUGGUCUACAGUUGUCUCAAGAUGUGAAACAACCUCAAUUGGGUCACCAACUUCAACAAGGCCAGCAAAAUUCACUUUCUGAGACUGUAAACGCAGCCACUGCUGCCAUUGCAGCUGAUCCUAACUUCACUGCAGCUCUAGCAGCAGCUAUCACGUCUAUUAUUGGGAGUUCUCAUCCCAACAACGUACCUAACAAUAAUGGUACCAACCUCACAUCUGCCACUAACAGCAGUGGCAAUGUCCCUACUACUUGCAACAGCAACAGCAACAAUAAAAUCAGCAAUUCCAGUUUUGCUCCAAAUUAGAAGAAAUGAAGAUCACCUUCUAUUCUUUUUUUUGGGGGGAAGAAGGUCAUGCACUUUUUCGUUUCUUUUUUAUUUUUCUUUUUAGUCCUUUGGUUUUGUUCAGCAAGAAAUCAACUGCAUACUAGGAGUAAACAUAUGAUUUUAGUAUUCUUUCCAUAGAUGAAUAAUUUGUUCCAAUUUGUAUGUCAAUGCAAGUCAAGAAAGGAAUAUAAAAAAGAUUGAAAAAGAAAGGCAAAAAAUAAUAUAGAUUUACUAGUAAUUAUUACUAUUAUUAUUCAUAUGAAUCCGGAAAUGAAAGGAAGGGUGUUCAACUUUUCUAUCAAAUUGUUUAUCAAUAGAUUUGUAAUUUGUAAGUUUUUUAUUGGUAACUUGUGUAUCAAUAUCAUGCUUGUUUUUUG
Durio zibethinus is the source of this 2538-nucleotide messenger RNA. Its product is annotated as putative WRKY transcription factor 31. Gene Ontology annotation, biological process: regulation of DNA-templated transcription. The record is from RefSeq and is a predicted model, not a curated record. NCBI's taxonomy places the organism in Eukaryota, Viridiplantae, Streptophyta, Magnoliopsida, Malvales, Malvaceae. Gene Ontology annotation, molecular function: sequence-specific DNA binding; DNA-binding transcription factor activity.